Malassezia pachydermatis is the source of this 1428-nucleotide messenger RNA. Its product is annotated as rna recognition motif containing protein. Gene Ontology annotation, cellular component: spliceosomal complex. Gene Ontology annotation, molecular function: mRNA binding. The record is from RefSeq and is a predicted model, not a curated record. The transcript is spliced from 2 exons. NCBI's taxonomy places the organism in Eukaryota, Fungi, Basidiomycota, Malasseziomycetes, Malasseziales, Malasseziaceae. The coding region runs from base 1 to 1428 and encodes 475 amino acids.
AUGAGCGGCGCGAGUCUCGAGACCGUGUCGACGGUGUUUGUCGGUGGGAUUUCGCCGGGUGUGAGCGAUCGGUGGCUGGUGCAGCUGUUCCAGGCAUGUGGUGGGUACCGUUCAUUCAAGCGCGUGAGCAAGGCGUUUGGGUUUGCCGACUUUACGACGCUGCGUGAUGCGCUUCGUGUGCUGCAUGUCUUGCAUGAUUUGGAGCUGCCUAGCAUGGGUGCAGAACGUACACAGCCUCGAAAAAAGCUCAUUGUCAAAGCUGAUGAAAAAACCAGUGCGUUCCUCAGCGAAUUUGAGAAAACCAUGGUGCGUACCGACGCCGAUGCCUUGCAGGAUGCCGCCGCACGUUCACGUGUGGAUUUCGUGUUGCAGGCGAUGGCGUCGCCCAAUGCCGAUACAGGGGAGGAGCCGGAACGUUUUGAAAUUCCUUCGCACCUGAAAGAUUUGCCUGUACACGAAAUUCCAGCCGAGCGUCGCAAGGAUGUCAUGUCAGAGAUCGAAAAGUUCCGGCUUGGCGCCGUGGCAAGUGAUGCUGCCCGCCGACGUAAGGAGCUUGAGCUGGAACGGCAGAGGAACGCGAUGCUUGCUGCGCAGGAGGCUCGUGCUAGUCCUGUACCGACUGCGGCGGCCAGCGCCGAAAUAACGAUAGACGAUCCGGAAGCCGACGAUGAGAAGCGGGAAGCACAACGACGCGAACAGGAGCAAGCCAAGAAAGAGCGCGAAGGACGCCAAGCCGAAGACGCGUACCUGGCCCGCGAGCGUGAACGUCUCGCUGCAUGGGCCGCUCAUACCCCAUCGCGCGAUCCCGUGCAGACACGCGCCCAUUGGGAUGCGAUGUCCGAAGACGACGAAUUGGCCCUCGAAUUGUUCUGGACAGAUAGACGACGAUGGCUGCAGCAGCGUGCCUCGGUGCGUGAUCGCGAAGUGGCGCAGGACGACAGCGACCGCGCAGCGCAGAAAGAGAAAGAGGUGGAAGGACAGCGGCAGGCCGAUGCCUUCUUCGCCUCGCUGGAUACCGAUACCGCGGCGCCUGCUUGGCGUCCCUCGCAAGGCGCUCCCCUCAAGCUCCAAGUCCACCAUGUCGAGCAACGACCGGGCGAUCGUGCUCGAGCAGAGCUUCUCGAGCAGGUGCGUGGCCUCUCGCCCGAAGCACGAAUGGCGCAUAUUGCCUCUCUCUCUCGUGACACAUUAUGGGCGAUCACACCGGAUUGGGCCAACGUCGACUGGCCCAGCAUUGCUUCGUUGCUCGACACGGGCAUUGCCGAGAGCUUUGGGGAGAGCGUUCCGGAUCUAUGUGAUGCCGCUAUGGAGAAGCUCCGUGAUCAUGCAGACGCCCACGACAUUGAAGAAGCGCUGGCGCCGGUGCUGGACGACGACGCACCGGCGUUGGUGGAUCAGGUGUGGAGGGCGUUGCUUAGCACGGCUUAG